Messenger RNA from Orbilia oligospora ATCC 24927, 2835 nucleotides. RefSeq lists its product as uncharacterized. The transcript is spliced from 5 exons. Gene Ontology annotation, molecular function: helicase activity. The record is from RefSeq and is a predicted model, not a curated record. NCBI's taxonomy places the organism in Eukaryota, Fungi, Ascomycota, Orbiliomycetes, Orbiliales, Orbiliaceae. The coding region runs from base 1 to 2835 and encodes 944 amino acids.
AUGGAGCCUCGUGAAAGCAAGGGCCAAUCUUCGACCUUCCCAACGCCCCCAGCUGAGGACCCUCCUCCCUUGGAAAACAAUGACACAGAGGAGGAUCAAGGAUGGGACACAGAAGGCGAAGCUGAUGAAAGAUCGGCCACGGGUGGAAAAGUUGACCCAGGAUGGGACAUCGCAGGAGCAGAGGAACUAGAGUGGAGUAGUCCAGAAGCAGCUCCACUCGAAACUCCAAAUGCAGAAAUUCAGGAACCCACGGCAUCCACUGCACCAGAAGUUCAGAAUGAUACUGAAGCUCACAAAAUCUUCCGUUUAAAGAAUAUCCCUCGACCAUGCAAAAUCAAAGCAUUAAGAUACCAUGACAUCUAUGAAGAUGUCGCAGAUCUUAGUGGUAUUAGAAUGUGCUGCGCUUACGUCAAAUCUAUCGAUCCCACACAACCAGCUACCGCCUAUCUCGCGAUCAGAUCCUUUAACGAAAACCCCUACGCCGCAGUAAUGUGCUUCAACAUUUAUCCCGAAGCAAUCGAGGACAUCUUUUUCGAUGUGGAACAAUGUGUCGUAACGGUUAACUAUGAUCCGAACAAAUGUGAAAAAACGAUGCCAAUUGCGUUAGCCCAAAACCCGGACCUGACGAAGAUAUUCACUACUAUCCUCAAGUCCUCAAAUAUCCAAAUCUAUCUAGACAGCCCAGCACCGAUCUUGCGAAGGACGGCGGCGGGGUUCUUGGACGUCUUGCGUGGGAAACGACAAUUAAUGGAGGAAGUCAAGAAGAAAAUCUACGGGGGUGUUCUUCCGGUCCCUAUGAGGUCCCAACUAGUAUAUCAAAGGUGCUGGGAGAUAGCGAUAAAGGAAGAAUUUGAGGCGGAGGCUGCGGCUAUUAAGGAGCGUUUGGGGGGUAGAAUAGGACUCGCUCUGAACUGCGAUAAUAGCGUACAAGUUUAUUACCCUCGGGGUAAGAUGUACACGAACGAAAUCCAUAAACUUGAGGGCAGGCCAAGUUUCAAGAUCCAAUUCCCUAGUGGGAAAACUAUUCAAGCAUUUGCAAAUCCAAAACAAGUCGAUAGAUACAAUGAAAAAGGAUUUCUUGAGCUUUCUCUAUCCAACAGUUCGGAAGAAGACUUCGGAGAGAUAAAAAAGUCGUCCGCCGGAGAAUUAACUCUGAUUCCCCGUGCCUCUGAUACGAGGAAGCGACGAGAAGAAUUUACGAUAAAUGGGUUGAUGAAUGCUCUAAACGAAGAGACUUUGAUAAGUUUCCAAUCUUUGAUGUGGGCUAACCGUCCCACCGAAAUCGGCGAAACUAUCAACAACGAACUUGAGAAUUCCACGAUAUUCAAAAACCUCGACAAGUUCCAAAAAACGGCAUUUCAGCAUAUCCUCCACGAGGAAAAAGAUGCAGGGGAAAUUGUGCUAGUAUCCGGUCCCGCUGGUACUGGGAAAACGUUAACCGCGGCUUCCUCCAUCGUAGCCGCAAUGAAGCACCAGCCACAGAGACUCCCAAUCCUCGUUAUCACUGAGAAGAAUACUGCAGUCGCGAAUAUCUUCACCGCUUGCAUCAAGAUUCUAGGGCAGGAUACCGCUGAUUUCAAUAUCUUAUUUCUUCAAUCAAAGUUCGCUACACUGACGCUGAAAGAACGAAACCGUGAUGUUGCGGAUCUAAUUUACCCUUUUACCAUGAAGUCAAAAAUCAAGGACAAAGGAGGAAAACCGGAGGAACUUUCGUGGACCGAUUUCAAAGCCGAAAUAUUGAGCGAACAAACUAUAGUCUUUACCACAAUUAACCUUAUGUACCAGACUAGAAGCUCCUGGAAAGACUUUUCGCCAAAAAUGCUAGUCUUAGACGACGCGGCGGCAACAACAGAACUAAACUCGCUUUUAGCAUGGUUAAUGUUCCGCCAUUCGAUUGGUAGAUUCGUGCUCAUAGGAGAUGAGGCACAAUUGAAACCGUAUUCUAUUUCUGGAAACGGUCAGAUGCUCACCAGUUUAUUUGAAAGACUCAGAAUAUCAGACUGGCCGACAGCAAAUCUUCAAAUGAAUCACCGUAUGGCCGACGACGUUUCCGCUCUGGCAAAAACCGCGUUUUACCCCAACCGGGAGCUCGAAAAUGCGGAAUCAACCAUGUAUUCUUCAGAAUCGGUUGAUAUACGUGGGGUUUUAGCACAUAUUUUCCCCGGUUCACAAAAAAACGUGAUCUGGAGUAAUAUCACCGGGACUGAGUCAAGAAUGGGACAGUAUACGUACCAUGAUAAAAAAAAAGGCGUCUGUCGCAUUGUAUAUGAACUAGUCGCCUGUGGGAUUAAGCCGAACAAAAUCGCAGUUCUGACAGGAUAUUCCGGCCAACUAUAUCACCUAGGCAAGGAACUAGCUUAUAUGAAGUCGCAAGGCCUACAGGUCCGAAGCAUAGAUGACUAUCAAGGAUUAGAAAAGGAGAUAGUCAUAAUCUCUUUCGUACGUUCGAACAAAGGUGAAACAAUUGGCUUUAUGUGUAAAAAGAACCGACUAUGUUGCGCGGUAUCUCGCGCCAGAUUUGCAGAGAUUCUUGUCGGAAACUUCGAUAUGAUGAAGCUGAUUUGCGAGGGCGAGACAGGGAAAAGGUCCCAAAAGGGAAUGACGGGUUUUAUAAAAGGAGAUAAAAUAGAAGUUUGCGACUUACCAGAGACGACGUCAAUUGAUAUCUCAAAGAUCCCCGCUGAGAUUCCGAAGGAAGAGACCACCGAAAAGAAGGAUGAAGAUGAAGACGAGUAUGGAGAUGAAGAUGAAGACGAGGAUGAAGACCAAGAAAAGGAUGAAGAGGAGGAGGAGGAGGAGGAGGAGGAGGAGGAGGAGGAGGAGGAGAUUGCUUAG